ACGGUAACGAAAUAGUUCGCAGACUGACACGACGGGAUUCAGUUAGGAUUUACUUUCAAUUAAACAAUUUGACGAACUAAAAAUAAACUUUAACCUCCGUAGAGUCGCCGUUUUACGACAAACGUUUUGCAAACGAAAAAAACAAACAAACACUUUCGAUCUCAGUUAUCCAAAGCAUUCACAUCAAACCAUAUGAUUCGAAGAAUAUUAUUCAUGAUCACGGCUAUAUUCAUAAUACGCAGCAACACAACUUAUUUCCACCGAAAUCUUGUCACAUCGUGUGUUCAUAUUAUUGGUUAUACAUGAAUUUGAUUUUAACCAAACCAUAAUAUUGGCAGGUGGUACAGAAAAUUUACCAUGAAAAUAAUAAUGUUGUUCGUUUGCUUGUUAUUUCGUGUUUGCAUUUCGAAGCGAUAACAUCGUUUCAUUAUUGAAAGAAAUCCGUUCCUCCAGCGCAAGAGUUACAAUUAAAAAAAAAUUAAAAACUUCUAAAAUACAACGGAAAGUGGCAUACAAAAAAGUUCAUUAAAAACAUCUCUUUCUCUCUCUCCGUGUACUUUGUUGGAAACUACUUAACAUAAUUUGAUAUCCAACGAACGGUUUGUGUUACUUAAAUUAUCUGCUGUGCAUUUAAAACUCAUUAAUGAAUAUUAUAUUCAAAUACGAACGUGUGUGGCGUAUGGACAGUAACAGAAUUUAACGAAAAAUAAACAAAAGUGAAUUUAAAGAGAAAAGCCAGCCGACUAUCAACAGAUUUUUUGUUUUAUGUGCGAAAAAUCUCUCUGUGUUUACAUACAUUGGAUAUAAAAUCCGAUAAAAGUGAAAUUGGACCCAAGAAAAUGUUACAGGUUCAGCAUCAGGUGCAAAUCGAUAACGACAAAUGUCGUCGAGAAGCAAGACUGUCCGGAUCGAGAUUAGAUUUCUGUUUGCCGCGCGGAAAUUCGAGAUCAUCGCGUAUCGUUGAUUCGCAUGGAAAUACACUGACCCCAAUUAGUCCGCAAAGUAACAACAAUUCUUCACCGAGUGAAGAAGACAAUCCAAAAUUGACGACAUCUUUAACCGCUUCAGAGGCCAUAAAACUUCAUGGAAGUCGACUAUCGGAAUAUGAACGACAGGAAAUCGAUAAAUAUACCGAAAUUUGGUAUCUGGGAUUGGAGUCAUGCAAAAUUAAUGCCAAGCCGGGAACAGCACUUAAUUCUGGCUAUGAUGAUGACAACGGUAGCUACAAUAAGAUCAUUCACGAUCACAUAGCCUAUCGUUAUGAAAUACUCGAAGUAAUAGGAAAAGGCAGCUUCGGCCAAGUAGUUAGAGCCCUAGAUCAUAAGACCAAUAAAUAUGUAGCCAUCAAAAUCAUACGAAACAAAAAGCGCUUCCAUCAUCAGGCUCUGGUCGAGGUUCGCCUAUUGGAAGAACUGAGAAAGAAAGAUGCCGAUGGUACUCAUAAUGUGAUACAUAUGUUGGACUCAUUCUACUUUAGGAAUCAUCUGUGCAUCAUUUUCGAAUUAAUGAACAUCAAUUUAUAUGAACUCAUCAAGAAAAACAAUUAUCAAGGCUUCAGUCUGAGUCUAAUUCGUAGAUUUGCUAAUUCGAUAGUAAAAUGUCUUCGAUUGCUGUUCCAAGAAAACAUCAUUCAUUGUGACUUGAAACCGGAAAAUGUGCUGCUCAAACAAAGAGGAAGUUGUUCGAUCAAAGUAAUUGAUUUCGGAAGCUCAUGUUAUUCGCAAAAAAAGGUUUACACUUAUAUCCAGUCAAGAUUUUAUCGCUCACCAGAAGUUAUAUUGGGCUUAUCGUAUGGGACACCCAUUGAUAUGUGGAGUUUGGGUUGCAUUCUGGCCGAAUUGUACACCGGAUAUCCUCUAUUUCCCGGGGAAAAUGAAGUCGAACAAUUGGCCUGCAUAAUGGAAAUAUUGGGUGUACCACCAGAGGAUUUGAUAAAUACAGCGACCAGGAAGCGGUUGUUCUUCGAUGCCCGUUGCAGUCCACGCUGCGUAACGAAUUCGAAAGGAAAGAAGCGCAAGCCCGGAUCGAAAACACUAGCGCAAGCAUUGCGUUGCAACGAUCCGUUGUUCAACGAUUUUAUAAGCCGAUGCUUAGAAUGGGAUCCAAAGAAACGGAUGACACCCGACGAGGCUGUCACCCACGAAUGGUUACAGCCCAGCUCCAACUCAUCGUACAAUUCAUCGAAAUCGCAUCGGGAACGACAAGAGCGCCAGGAAAAUGCCGAAAAUCAUUUAACGUCGCCGAAAUCACAGAAAUUUCAACGAGCUCAGCAUUCGACACCUAAUCAAACGGUUCUUCCAGAAAUAAAAACCCCCAGCAAAUACACGCAAAAGGUGUAUAAAGAGCGGACAAAAGGUUUGACACUGUCAGCCAAUGACCUAGAAUCGGCCCAGCAUUAUACCACCUUACAACGAUUGUAUCCGACGCGAAAAUCGUCCAACACCUCCAGCCAUGCUGCUGCCGUUAAUAUUAAAUUUGCCAAUCACAGUUCCGGUAUGACACACUCGCAGAGUACGGGCGACGUGACGUCAAUGUUCGGCCGAGCAUGACCGGACUAUCAGAUCAUUCGCAAAUGUAAUCUAGUCAAGGCCGACAUUGAACUGUUUCGAAAGUGACUGAUAAAAUGGAUGAAAAAUUGAGAAAACUGAGAAAACAAAAAAAGAAAAUUUUGUUUCUAAACUGCAGAACCAAAGAUUUUGAAGAAGAAAAAGAAAAAUAAUUUCCCCGUUCUUUGUCUUCUUCUUAUGGUAAAAUUAAACGAAUAAUUUCUGUUCGCUAAGACUUUUGUGCAUAAUAUUAUAAUAUCCCACAUCUUCCUUCUUUCAAUAAUUUUAGACUUAAUUUGUACAACUUAAACAAUAAUACGAUUUAAGCUGAGUGUAUGAUUUGUGAAGAACCAACCAAAUUCUGAAAUUAUUUUGAAACAUUAAAGAAGUCAAAAGAAAAAGGCAAAUCUCUCGUUUAUAGCUGUUAAGUGUUAGUGGAACAAUCAUUUUUUGAAGUAGAACUUAUCGCGCUCUCUGUAUAUUAAGACAAACUCAACAAAAAAUAAAUCUUUGAAAAAAUUCUAAUCACCACACGGUCAAUAACAGCCCAUCAAUGAACGAAAUGCUCACCAUAAGUAGUAAUGAAACGACAUGAAGACUGUAUUAGUUCUGUGUAAAUUUACAAUGAGUCUUGAAACAACGGUUCUAAUUUACGUGGCAAUCGCAUGAUGAUUUGUUUUUGUCGGACAAGUUUGAGAACUGAUGACCACAUUCACUUAGUGAGGGGCAUUGUUCAAUGCUUUUAGACUAUGUAAUGCGUGAUGACCAACGGUUCCUAUAAAAUUUUGUGGUGCACAUAGAAACGGAUCUUCAGGUCACACUUAAAGGUGCGGGAAAACAGAAAAAGUAUUCUUUUCAAAGACUUUUAAACACUCAAAUUGUGACAAUAACAACUUUCGCAUUGUUAACUAUUCACGAAAAUUAUUACAUCCGAAGAUCGUAUAAGAAAAUGACGGAAAACAGGCAGGAAACUGUAGCGGGUUUCCUUUUUUGUGGGCAAUUUUCUUAUGUCAUUUUCUUUAACGAUAUAAGAGGUACAAUUUGAGUAUUUGGAAGUCUGUGAAAUUUUUACUGUUUUCACGCACCUCCCUUCAUUCCGAUUGUAAAAUUGCUCAUCGUUCAAACGCAUGCCACUCAAACUGUGUUCUUUUGUAGAAGCCGUACUUAGACCACCAAUUUUCGCAAUCUUCAUAGGUUAAAACGACAGAACUGAGACUCAAUUCACUCAACCACAUUAUUGUUCGUUUACUGAAUCCAAACGGUAAUGCAUUUCCUGAUUGAACUGUAAAAUCACAAAAAUAUUGGCUGUCUGCUUUUCGUUAAAUUGUCGUCAAUUUGUUGAACGGAUAAGUUGUUUUGUGUUUAUUUGAAAGAUAAAAAAAAUACUUUCGGUCAGGUUGUGUUGAAGCGACUUGAUCGGAAUAAUUGAGAAAACUGAAUCGGCCAAAGUAGAUAACGUGAGAGUAACAAGUACCAAAAUUUUAAAAUUGUUGAUGGUUUUAGAUUGUAAGGCAAGUAAAAUAGUCAUUCAAAUGUAUAGACGAGAAGUGAAUGUCAAUUUUGUGUGCGGAAGAAAUGUGAAAAAAAAAAACUGAAAAGCGAUUCAUUAAGAGAAAAUGUUUUGUUUUCCAUUUAAUUAAGUAAAAUGCUACGCAAUUGAUUUUCAUAGUUAAAACUCUGUAGUUCUGUCGUCCGCUCCUAAAUAAAAUAAAAAGUAUUACUUUCGAAAUGAGGCGACCAAUCUUGUAGACAUUAAAGGUGUUUAGAAUAAUCGUAAAAUGAUUUUAGUGUGGAUCAUUUUGUAAACUAAAAAGACUAACUAAAAAUAGAAAAUAUUUCCUGCAAAAUGAGCGGGAAAAAAUUAAAAUUAGAAAAAGGGAACAUUUUGUAAGCAAAGAGAACGGAUUCAAAUAAUUUAACAGAGAAAAGGAAUUUUAUCUCAUCCAUCAGACAAACAAAGAAAUGUGUAAAAAAUAGAAAAUAAAUUUAAAUAAAAACUUUAAUAUUGUGCGUAGUGAAAAAGAAGAUUAUCAUAGCCGUUUUCUGUCACACUUUAUCAAUUAUCAAUUCUAUUACAAUAUGGAUUACCAGAAAUUAAAUUAAACUGAGACCCAACAGAAAAAUAAUGAAGAAAUGAAGAUACCGGGCAGCAUGAGAAGAA
Molecule: messenger RNA, 4707 nt
Organism: Bradysia coprophila
Lineage: Eukaryota; Metazoa; Arthropoda; Insecta; Diptera; Sciaridae
Gene: Dyrk2
Product: Dual-specificity tyrosine phosphorylation-regulated kinase 2
Biological process (GO): peptidyl-threonine phosphorylation; peptidyl-serine phosphorylation
Cellular component (GO): cytoskeleton; nucleus; cytoplasm
Molecular function (GO): protein serine/threonine kinase activity; protein serine/threonine/tyrosine kinase activity; ATP binding
Source: RefSeq, a predicted model, not a curated record